AUGGCUUCCCGGGACACACCGCCGGCCACCAGCUAUGCCCCGCCCGACGUGCCCUCGGGGGUCGUUGCUGUGUUUCUCACCAUCCCCUUUGCCUUCUUCCUACCGGAGCUGGUGUUUGGGUUCUUGGUCUGGACUCUGGUGGCUGCCACACACAUAGCGAAUCCUUUGCUGCACGGAUGGGUGCUAUAUGUGUCCCUCACCUCAUUUCUCAUCUCCCUGAUGUUCUUGAUGUCCUACUUGUUGGGAUUUUACAAACGUUUCGAGUCAUGGAGGGUCCUGGACAGUCUGUACCACGGAACCACAGGCAUCCUGUACAUGAGUGCCGCUGUCCUGCAAGCACACGCCACUAUCAUUUCUGAAGGUGGUAACUCAAGCCAAUACUACAUCAACACUGCAGCCUCAUUCUUCGCCUUCCUCACCACCCUGCUCUAUAUUCUGCAUGCCUUCAGCAUCUAUUACCACUGAAGCACAGGAGAAACAAACCCAGUGAGAGACUCCCUUUCUGGAGGCCGUGUGUGAUUAUCCCCCAAAGCAGGUCUUGCCAUUUGUCAUUCAGGUGAUAAAUGGAAGAUCCACCAAGCCACCCACGGGGUCAACAGACAGACUAUCUUUUUCUGGAACACGUGAGGAGACUCACUUUGGCUUUUUUCUCUUUGGACAUUCUUACUCCUCAUGGUGACUAUGAGGAAACUAUUCUGCCACCAUCGAUGACUGGUCCCUACCCUGAAGAUUCACCCCACCCACGCCUGAAGAUGACUGCCUCUUGAAGUUUCCUGACCAUGAACUCACUUUUUGAGAAAGCCAGCUUUGAACCCCUCAUGGUUCAAAAUACCAGCUCUGCCAAUCACACCUGUUUAGGAUCUUUUGUCUCGGCAAUGGUGCUCCCCACAAUAGGUUUAGGAAUAUCAGAUCUUAUUUUCUAAAAUAGGCAAAGCUCCAUGAAGGCCUGAGGUCUAAUGCCCUUGUGGUAGACCUUCCUUGUAGCCUCUGCUGCUGCCCUGGAGCAGUUGUCCAGCCCUACUUCCUCUGACCCCACCCCUACUUCCUCCACAUUAAAGAUCCAAGGAAAAUGUACAUAAAACCAAUUCUGAGGGUAAGUUUAUGGGAGAAAUACACAGUUGGGUUUGGGGAGUCAGAAUGGGAAAGACAUAGCCAGUUAAUGUGUUAGCCAGGUCCCUCAGAAACUGCUGGGCUCAGCGCGCCUGCGUGGAGUCUCACAGACCAACCUAAAGACCAGAAGAUUCCUCCUCCUUCAAGAAAGACUUCAACAAAGGAGAUAGGAUGUUACAACCAUGGAUUCACCUUCCAGCUCCUCCCAGAAACACAGUGGGAAGAAGCAGUUGCUAUAUUGUUGCAUGGGCUCUGAAAGGACCCCUCUGGAGGUCUGUGCUCACUUCUGUGUGGCCCCAACUCUUCCUAGGGACCCUCUGGGUGGGACCAGUCUUCAGGAUUCAUCAUGGAAGGGAGUUUGUGUUUGGGGUCAUAUUUCUAAGAACAGGCCUUAUGAGAAGAAAAGUAUGAAGUCAAGUCAACAUUCCCAGAGCAAGUUGGGCUCUCUGUCCUAUCACCACCUGGGAGGGUCUCAGCCCCUUGCCAAGGGUAUCUGCAUGACUGGGUUUCCUCACCCAACAGGCCAACAGGACACAGCCCUAUGGCUGCCUAAAUAGAUAAUUGCCAAAAGGUAAUUAACUGAAUCUAGCUUUUCUCCAUUCGGGUGUGUUGGGAGGUAGGAGAGGUGCAAGGUGGCUUCACUAUUUACCAGUCACCCACUAAUUGCCCUGAUAUCUUGAAAAGUCAACACCUAUCUCUUAUUUUGUAGCCUGGCAGCUGUCUGUGA
Messenger RNA from Cricetulus griseus (Chinese hamster), 1837 nucleotides. The record is from RefSeq and is a predicted model, not a curated record. NCBI's taxonomy places the organism in Eukaryota, Metazoa, Chordata, Mammalia, Rodentia, Cricetidae.